Messenger RNA from Planococcus citri (citrus mealybug), 1525 nucleotides. RefSeq lists its product as uncharacterized. The transcript is spliced from 5 exons. Lineage: Eukaryota; Metazoa; Arthropoda; Insecta; Hemiptera; Pseudococcidae. The record is from RefSeq and is a predicted model, not a curated record. The coding region runs from base 95 to 1390 and encodes 431 amino acids.
AAUUUCGAAUUCGAGCAACGAACGAUAAGGAAGUGUAAGUAUUUAAGCAUGCAACUAGAUUAUCAAUCUCUUUAAGUGAGUUUAACGUUUAAACAUGAAUAAUCCGUGGAAGCUGAUAUUUGUUAUUUUAUUUACAUGCAAAGAAAUUAUCGAAGCUCAGUUAGCGAGCAAUGAUUCUGCGAACUACGAUCUUACUAAUGUUUUAAACGAUGCGAUAUUAAAACUACUCAAUAGUACUGACUUGGUUAAAAAAUUGGAAUCAAAAAUACUCAUAGAACGCAUAAAAGAUCAAAACGAUGUAUACAAAAUUAACAAUACCCAAAAGCUACGACCAUUUGGAGAUACAAUCGAGAUAAAAAGAAUGUUUACUUUUGGAUCUAUAUUAUGUGAUAGUCUAAAGUACAGGAACCCGCCAAAUACGAUUCGUUGGGAUUUUCCUGAGAAUACAUUCCAUAUGUUCUAUGACGGGCUACAAUACUGGAGUUCAGGACACGUCUUAGUAGAACCAGAUUUAUAUUGGACUUUCGAUAGGAGUACAAGCGAAUUCAAUGUAAGAUACCACACAUACAAGAAUUUCUCGAUUAUCGCAACUAAACCGCCAGUGUCAGCAAACCAAAGUUUCAAUGAAAAUAUCUUCAUCAAUGCAUCGUAUGAUCAUUUGGAAAACCUUGAAGGUAUCAAAAUGGCAAAGUAUUCUAAACUACUAUCUUACAAGCAACAUCUCAAGUUGUCAUACAUAAUUGGCUUGGAAUUACCAUCCAUAAUGCGCCGUUUUUUCUUCGAUGGGGGCAAUUUCAACGCAAUAUUGGGCGAAAUAUUCAACCUACACCCUAAGCAGUACAUCAUUUCAGCCUGUCCCGAUUUUUUGACCCACGAACAGCGCUACUAUUACCUCCUACCAGACAUUAAUUUCGUGUACAUCAGUUUCAAAAAUAUAACCAUCAGAGGACUAUCGAAUUUCGAAUCGUACGUGAAUAAUCAAUCGUGGAGUAAUCGAUAUUUAUCCCACGACCUUGUUUACACCCUACACGUGAAGAAUGUACGAGGAAACAUGAUUUUAGAUCCCGAAUUUGAUCAUUUACAACAUUUUCAACUGAAUUUCUUCAUCGGUAAUCUUUACAUAUCGUUUGUUCCUGAGAAAGACGAAUUUCGUGUGGAAGCCCGGGACUAUUCUAUCGUUGAAGACACUCUCCAGUCCUCCACAUUGAUAUCAUCGUGGUUGCCGGAAUAUUCAACACGUAUUAUUCGGCUUAUCGAAUCAGCAAUGAUAGAUGUGAUGCAGUCAUCGAAUAAAGAUAAAGAAAAGUCAAGUUCAUUAUCAUCCGACUUCGCACAAAUAGAAACUUCGUUCGUGGAACUUUUGAAAAAAUCUCACCCUCGGACAAGAUGAUUCCAAAUCUCGUAAAUUACAUUACAGACAUGGAUCAAUCAGGUAGACACUUGGACAGAAAAAACAGACACAGCACUAAUUAAUUAUUAUAAGCAACCAUAAUGUGUAAGUUUCCCGAUUAAACAAUUUAUUCCA